AUGGUUAUUUUGGAUCGUCUCCCCACUAGGGACAGACUGCAAAGAUUUGGGCUUGUUACCAGCGAUCUCUGUAUUUUCUACUCGGAUGCAAAGGAAACUAGAAAUCAUCUUUUUGUUGAGUGUGUGAAGACUUCAUCCAUUUGGAGAUCAAUCCUACAAAUGUCCGGUUUGAACAAGCAUUUCUCAACAUGGAACAACCUGCUGGAGUGGGCGAUCGCAUCAUGGAAAGAUAAAUCACUGAUUUCUUGUAUUUUGAAGCUCUCAUGGUGCGCUUUUAAUUACACCAUUUGGGAGGAAAGGAAUCGUAGGAUCUUUAGAGGAAGUUGCAGAACAGAACCAGAAAUUGUCUAUGCUAUUAAGGAUAUUGUUGGAUCUCUUCUAAGUAAUAGAGAUAUUAACAAAACAGAUAGCACAAAUAUAGAUCUUUGUACUCACGGGGGUAUAGUCUAG
Hibiscus syriacus is the source of this 450-nucleotide messenger RNA. RefSeq lists its product as uncharacterized. The transcript has a single exon. Bases 1 to 450 code for a protein of 149 amino acids. Lineage: Eukaryota; Viridiplantae; Streptophyta; Magnoliopsida; Malvales; Malvaceae. The record is from RefSeq and is a predicted model, not a curated record.